This is a messenger RNA of Cataglyphis hispanica, 840 nucleotides long. RefSeq lists its product as uncharacterized. The coding region runs from base 1 to 840 and encodes 279 amino acids. NCBI's taxonomy places the organism in Eukaryota, Metazoa, Arthropoda, Insecta, Hymenoptera, Formicidae. The transcript has a single exon. The record is from RefSeq and is a predicted model, not a curated record.
AUGCCCAAUCUAAGAGGGCCUAAUGAAAACAAGAGAAGACUGUAUGCUCAGGUUGUUCUUUCCAUUUUCUUAUAUGGUGCCCCUGUGUGGAACGAGGCUUUCGUUGCUUCUAGGAGUUCUCAAAUAACAAUUAAUAGAGUUUUGCGUACUUUGGCCAUCCGCGUUAUUGCGGGAUACCGCACGAUCUCGUUAGAUGCAGCCCUCCUUCUCGCUAGAAUCCCCCCGACAUAUCUUCUAGCUAAUACCAGACGGAGAGUAUACGAUCGAACGAAAGAUCUCAGAAACAGCAACAGAUGGUCUAAAAAGGCCGAGUUGGAGAUUAAAAUGGACGAGGACUUGCUCCUCCGCCGCCAAUGGGAAGUGUACUGCGAAAACCCCAACCUGGCUGGCGCACGAACUAGAGAAGCGAUUCUUCCCCACUUCCAGGAGUGGAUAAGCAGGAAGCACGGAAGCUCCUUGUUAAGAACUACCCAGUUGCUCACCGGUCACGGCUGCUUUGGAACUUAUCUCUACAGGAUUGGCAAGGCCUUGAUGCCCUACUGCGAGCAUUGCAACGUACAAAAUGUCGAAGAUUCUCCCGAACACACACUGAGAGACUGUACGGCAUGGGAAGAGAACAGAAAUAAACUUUGCGAGAGCCUAGAAGUGAAUGUUGACACGCUCACCUUGGAGAAAAUAAUCCAGCUGGUUCUCUGUUCCAAGGAGAAAUGGGAGGCUUUCGCUGAAUUUGCGAACGUGGUUAUGCUUCGAAAAGAAGUUGUCGAGAGAGCUAGACAGGAAGAGGAGGCCAGGAGAGUAAACAACACUCUUCUUGAUGGGUCAGGUUCCGAGGACUCCUGA